Messenger RNA from Rangifer tarandus platyrhynchus (Svalbard reindeer), 453 nucleotides. The record is from the annotation of a GenBank genome assembly. Lineage: Eukaryota; Metazoa; Chordata; Mammalia; Artiodactyla; Cervidae.
AUGAAUGGCUGGGUCGCUGUAAGCCGGGACAACCGCUGCCGAGCGGACGCGCGCCCGGCCGUGGCGCUCUUGGUCGAGGGCGCGGGUCCCGGGGGGAGGGACGCCCCCCUCCGCCCGCCUGGCAGCAGACUCGCCGUAAAUGCACUUCAGGGACGCGAGGAUAACGAGAUGGAUUCGCACAAGCCAGUGGGGGGAGACCCGGGUGCCAGGCGAGGCUGUCGGUGGGGAGGGUUUGAUUUUUAUUGCUGCGGAAUCGGCGCCCCGCCUCGAGUUAAGACCUCAGUGAAAGACCUUCCCCUCCCCUCCCCAGUGGUCUCCACGUCGCGAGUCACAGAUUCCCUCCCGCAUUCCGGGACGAGCGGUCGGGUUGGCGGGGGAACGGUGCGUGUUCCUCAAGCUCUCGCCCUCUCGGGGCAGGGAGGGUGCGGGACCCCGAUCCGGGACGGCGGGUGA